AUGGCCCCACCAAGUUCAGGUGAUCGGCCUGUCUCUCAGACCGGGAGUGCACGCCAGAGGGCUCUUGGCGUUCCGGAGAUUUUGACAAUCAUCCUGUCACACGCCAAUUCUGCGUCUCAGCAGCGUGCAACAUGGGUCAAUCGUUACUGGAGACAGGUCGCCGUGAAGAUAUACUGGAGGAUUGUUUCUGGAACGAAGGCGCUCGCGUUUGUCGGAGCAUUGAAGGAGCUCACCAGUAAACACAAUGUUUUUGUAGAGCCACCCGGCCAACAAGACUGUGCAGCCCACGAGAUCAUACGGGGAGCCGUCCAUGUGAUCGACGACCUAGAGCUCAGCGCCGGCAUCGCGAGCGACAUCUCUAUGAGCCCAUUUAUAUCCAAACCGAUGUGCCCCCACCUGAAAAAGUUCACGUGGAAGAUGCCGAGGAACCCAGACGCCUUCCAAACUCACGCUCUUCACUCGCUCUUUUUGCACGCCGGUGUCACAGAAGUAUCGAUUCGUGGACUACACCCUGCAUGUGCCGUGGGCAACUUGCACUAUCCUCUUCGACUCUUCGGCAGGGAUAUGGGCUCUCUGGCGUGCAACUUGACCUCGCUUACGAUCACGUCCAACUGCGUCCCGAGUCAGGAUCUCAUGCCAGGCUUACAGGAACACCUCGUGAAGGUUCUGGAGGGUGUCGGAUUGGAACGUUUGAGACAGCUUACGCUUUCGCCAUGUUUCCUCACCAAAGCAAUAUACGAGACUCUGGGGCGCGCGGAGUCACUGGAGUCCCUCGCCUGGCCCAUGACGUCCGCAAACGAACAGUGCAGGGACCAAUUUGGAGAUGUCAGCACUGCCUUGACGCUACAUUCAUCUGUCCAGCUAAGGCCCGGCUCGUUCAUAUCGCUCGCGACCGUGGCUCUGUGCAUGCCGCUUCCAAACGUCACCAAACUAUUCUCUACGGACGGAUUUCCGGUCGCCCAGCUCACUGCCAUCUACAUACGAGCCACAGGCGUUCCCAAAAAUCCAGAUGCAGAGCUGUCCGUCUUCCUGCAGGUUUUUGGCCAACAUUGCCAGAAGGCAAAGGUGCUUUUCAUUGCACUCGAUCGCGGCAACAUCACUGCGCAAGACGCAGCGAAAUCUGUCACCCUUCAGUCACUGGUGCACUUGAGAGCGGCGACUUGGUUGGAGACAUUGACCAUCAGCGAUGGCAAUCUGGUUCAUCUCCUUGAGGAGCAGUUGUUGCACGUCAUCGAACCGCUGCCACACCUGUCUACGUUUUGGUUAACGCCUACACCCAGCUGGCGUAGGGACGGGUCUGCGCCGCAGCCCAUGUACAAUAUGCAAACCGUUGGGCGCAUUGUAGGGAGUCACCGGCAUCUGAAGAGUCUCGGACUUUAUCUCGAUCUCGCAUCCGACGUCGACGUCCCGAACGAGAGUCCUCAACAUCGAUUGGACGAGUUGUUCAUUGGGAACAGUCCCUGCCCUCAUCCAACGUCUCCGAACUCGCUGAACAGGUACUUGAAUGGAAAAGGGGAGCUACCAAAAAUAUCCGUGGGCAGUGAUCCUUGGACCAGACUUGGCUUCAGGAAGGAACCAAUAGGAAGGAGCAGAAAGAGAGAGGAAGAUUUGACGGAAGCCUGGCUUCAAGUGCUUCCAACGUCGAAUGCAACUCCCCGCGCUCGCUCAGUGAUAUUGUACGGCCUGUAA
Messenger RNA from Peniophora sp. CBMAI 1063, 1689 nucleotides. The record is from the annotation of a GenBank genome assembly. NCBI's taxonomy places the organism in Eukaryota, Fungi, Basidiomycota, Agaricomycetes, Russulales, Peniophoraceae.